Molecule: messenger RNA, 1972 nt
Organism: Balaenoptera acutorostrata (minke whale)
Lineage: Eukaryota; Metazoa; Chordata; Mammalia; Artiodactyla; Balaenopteridae
Gene: SLA2
Product: Src like adaptor 2
Exons: 9
Coding region: 833-1663 (276 amino acids)
Molecular function (GO): protein binding
Source: RefSeq, a predicted model, not a curated record
CAGCUGGGAUUGAACCCUGAGUCCAUCUGACAUGCUUAUAUUCCUCUCAAACCGAAAACCUGACCAUGAGAAGCCUGACCGUGAGGUGAUGCGGGAGAAGCCGAUAUUUUGGAAAGGCAUUCUGCAUCUCAGCUCUGCCCUCUGUGUGCAGUUGCCACGUCCCACCCCUCGUGUAGUAAUCUGCAGCCACCUGCCAGGGCUCCUCCAACAGACCAGACUGUAUUUCGCCAGAAGGGGCUGUCUUCACACCCACCAAGGAUAAUUUCAGGAGGCAGCCGUCUCAGGCCAAGCCACAAAGCCAGAGAGAAACCUCUCCCUCCAGGAUCAUGACGAGGCAGCUGCUUCUCCCCCAUAAACAGGAACUUGGGGAAGGUGGCUCCUCGAUGGUCUGUGAUGCCGUCAGAGGAAACGGGUGGUUGUGAGAACCACAGAGCCUGCAGAUGUGAGCUGGGAGCCCCAAGGACCCUGUGACAGAGCUCGAAGAGCCCUGGGCCUGCUUCCUGGCCUGCCUGUGCUUGGGAGGGCCAGCCAGUUGGAGGUCUCUAAGGAGCAUGGGGCUCCUGUCUCAUCCCAGGGGUACAGACUGCUGACCACAGGCAGAUGCCAAGCUCCCCAAAGCAAUAUCGAGAGCCUCCCCCUGAAGACUCCCAGGCUGAGAGGGUCCCGGGUGACCUAGGACUAAGGACAUUGGCAGACUUCCAGAAGGGGCCCCCCAAAGCCCUAACCUCUUCAGCUAAAGCAUGCGUCUUAGCCGAGCCCCUGCCUCAAGCCUCUGAUGACAGGAAAACAAUUUCUCUUGGUGAUGCACUUCUGAGUGUUCUGCUGAGGAACGAUGGGAAGUCAGCCCAGCAGGGGGAAAGCCCUUCCAAGCCCAAGCCUGAGCCCCUGUGUGCAAGGCCAGGGUCCUGAGCCCAUGCAAGCAGAGAGGAGCAAGGCCAAAGCUGUGGCCUUGGGCAGUUUCCCGGUAGGCGAGCAGGCAGAGCUGUCUCUGAGACUGGGGGAGCCACUGACCAUCGUCUCUGAGGAUGGAGACUGGUGGACAGUGCUGUCGGACAUCUCAGGCAGAGAGUACAUCUUCCCCAGCAACCAAGUGGCCAAAAUCUCCCAUGGGUGGUUAUAUGAGGGCCUGAGCCGGGAGAAAGCUGAGGAACUUCUGCUGCUGCCUGGGAACCCCGGAGGGGCCUUCCUCAUCCGGGAGAGCCAGACCAGGAGAGGCUGUUACUCCCUGUCGGUCCGCCUCAGCCGCCCUGCAUCCUGGGACCGGAUCAGGCACUACAGGAUCCAACACCUUGACAAUGGCUGGCUGUACAUCUCACCACGCCUCACCUUCCCCUCACUCCAGGCCCUGGUGGACCAUUACUCUGAGCUGGCGGAUGACAUCUGCUGCCUACUCAAGGAGCCCUGUGCCCUGCGGAGGGCCGGCCCACUCCCUGGCAAGUCCAUACCUCUACCUGUGACUGUGCAGAGGACACCACUCAAUUGGAAAGAGCUGGACAGCUCGCUCCUGUUCUCCGAAGCAUCUGCCACAGGGGAGGAGUCCCCCCUCAGUGAGGGGCUCCGGGAGGCCCUUAGCUCCUACAUCAGGCUGACUGAUGACAUCUCCUUGGACGAUGCCAAGGCCCAAAGCAGAGGCCGAAAGGGGAACCAAGGCUGCAGCACCUAGAACCCCAACUCAGCUCAGCGUGACUGAGCACCCCAGAGGCAAAGGCUGUGCAGAGUGAGGGGAGGGCUGGGACACAGAGGCACAGCCAGAGUCCCACCUCUAUCCUCUGUUCCUUCCUCUCUCAGCCCUAAGAGGUCACCUAACCUCCUCCCAGUGCCAUGACCCGACCUACAGCCUCUAGUUCAAGUAAAGACCAGUUAAGAACAGGGCCAGGACUCCAGAGAGACUAGAUAUCCUCGGUGUGACCCAGCCAGUUCCCGAGUUUGGGAGUCCCAGUACCACCUUCCUCCCUCUGCCUGUCGAGUCUCA